GCGAUGGAGGUCCUCAAGUCGCCGUCUGAGGUGCUGGAGACCGGCACCGGCAAGGACGGCUUGCUGCUUUCGGCGCGGCGGGACAUCUGCAAGGCAUCCCGGUGCUUAUCCGAAGCCAUGGCCCGCAUGGAGGCAACCGAGCUCCUGGUGCUGCGAGCCUGCGCGACGGAGCCGACGGAGCCGGUGGCCAGCAUCCAGCUCCUCCACGACAUCGACGAGGGCACCAAGUACGGCGAGUGGCUCGCUCUGGUCAGGCUCGAGGGCGCCAGGGAGCACGGCCAGGACGCGCUCCGCUGCCUCGACGACUGCACCGGCCGCCUCUGGACGCUCGCGCUCAUGCUUGACGGCCUCCCUGGUGCUCCGCGUCCUGCCCCGCACGCGCGCCGCUCCAUUGAAGAGCAGGUCGACGCCGUCGCCGAGAAGCUCCCAGUCGCGUAUGGCAACACCUUCAAUAUGAUCUCGCUUAUUGGCUUCGCCACCGAGCCUGCUCUCGCCCUCGCCCGCAUCCCCAUCCCCAUCCCCGUCCAGUGAUCCACGACGUACAGCCAGUCAGGUCCAUCUGAAUUCCUUCCGCUCCCUUCCCUCUGCAGCAGCAGCAGUCUCUCUUAAUCGCCCGUUGUUGGCCAGGUCUCUUGAUUUGAUUGCGUCCGUCCAAUUCCAACUCCUGUGUGUGUUGUUUCUCUUGUUUCUUGCAAGGAUUAAUUGCUUUAGAUGCUACGUACUAGUACAGAUCAAUUCGUGGAUGUUUGCUGUUAAUCACCUGGAAUCCUUGUAUAUGAACGAUGCGAUGUGAUGCAGCAAUUCGACCCGAUUUAAUUUGUGCAUGCAUAAUGCUUUCGUUUUU
Molecule: messenger RNA, 844 nt
Organism: Brachypodium distachyon (stiff brome)
Lineage: Eukaryota; Viridiplantae; Streptophyta; Magnoliopsida; Poales; Poaceae
Exons: 1
Coding region: 4-531 (175 amino acids)
Source: RefSeq, a predicted model, not a curated record